AUUUUUCUCCUCCCCGCCCCAAAAAAUCAACUCCACCAACCAUCCAUCCAAAAUGUCCUCCCAAAAAUCGAUCCUCCUCCUCAACGGCCCUAAUCUCAACCUCCUCGGCACCCGCGAACCUCACAUCUACGGCAGCACCACCCUCUCCGACGUGGAAGCCAGCUGCCGGCAACGCGCCACCGCGCUGGGCGCCACCUUCCAAGCCUUCCAAUCCAACCACGAAGGCGCCCUCGUUGACCGGAUCCAGCAAGCCCGGGCUGAAAAAGUCGACGCGAUCAUUAUCAACCCGGGAGCGUACACGCACACGAGCGUAGCGAUCCGUGACGCCCUGCUCGGGGUGAACAUCCCCUUCAUCGAGCUGCAUGUCAGUAAUGUGCAUGCACGGGAGCCCUGGCGCCAUCACAGUUAUUUCUCGGACAAGGCGAGUGGGAUUAUUGUCGGCUUGGGAGUGGAUGGGUAUACGAUUGCGGUGGAGCAUGUGGUGAGGAAGUUCAAGAAAUUGGAGUAUUAAG
This is a messenger RNA of Aspergillus saccharolyticus JOP 1030-1, 512 nucleotides long. RefSeq names its product type II 3-dehydroquinate dehydratase. The record is from RefSeq and is a predicted model, not a curated record. Gene Ontology annotation, biological process: quinate catabolic process. Gene Ontology annotation, molecular function: 3-dehydroquinate dehydratase activity. Lineage: Eukaryota; Fungi; Ascomycota; Eurotiomycetes; Eurotiales; Aspergillaceae. The coding region runs from base 53 to 511 and encodes 152 amino acids. The transcript has a single exon.